CAAGUUUACACGUAUUGACUGGACUUUCUAAAAAUUAACGAUGCCGCUGGAAACUGUUGCUUCAGUACUGUGAACUUUAAAGAAUUUUAGAAAUUGUUGGCUAAACUGACUGAUACUUUGUUUUCCAGUGCAAAAUUUAUUGAUCUCUUCCUGCACAUACGUGGCUUGUUAAUAUGAUUCGAAGCUUAAACUUAUCAGUUUCGAACUAGAUUUAAAAUUACCAAGAUGAAAAGAAAAGUCUCAAUCUUAAGGUGAAGAUAAAGACUAUGUUGGAAGAAGCAAAACGGAUCUGUACGUGAAAUCAUUACGGGCAAUUGUUGCUGUUACUGUUAAUGUUGUUCUUGGGUAACGUUCAGCGUGGCAUGAGGCUCCUGUAUUAUCUUGGGGACUACGUAGGAAAAACCCCGCUAAUAAAUUCCUGCUGGAGUACUGCCUACGCUUAUCAUUAGCAGUUCACUCCUUCGGACGCGGCCCGGAAAAUUGCCUGCAGUCAAAUGACUGCGCGAAUUGAAUGAUACGGACUGGGGCCAACUCUCCUGAAGGGACAUCCGGAGCAUCUCAACCCUGACUGCGACUGCUCCGGUACAGCUCGGCGACAGCACCAUUAUUACCCAUAUCAUGCAUAGGCAGCGACGACUACGGGCUGUGGCCUCGUACUUGUUUCUGAGCAUGGUCUGGCGUCGUCCGGCCGUGGAGUGCUUGGAGUGCAUGGUGGGCGUGCAGGAGUGUCACUGCGGCUGGGAGUGCACCAGCGACCUGUCCGAAGCCAAAUUCCAGGACGUGACGCUGGCGCAGCAGAGCCGCACAUGACAGCAGGCGCGCCGCUGCCCACGGACAUCCCGCUGCGGAAAACGUGCCCGGGCAGCGCGGAUGUAUGCCUGUACUUUGCCGACAUGUUCCUGGCGCCGUACCUUAACGGCACGGUUGUGGGACGAGGCCGCUUCGGCAACUGCUUUCGUCCGGGCACCGGCACGCCGGCCAACCAGUCCAACUACUAUCCGGCUCUUCCCGAUGCCGGCCAUGCCAACCCGCAACAUCGACAGCAUGGGCCUGAACGUCGGUCCGCAGGGCUUUGCCGGGCAGGAUUUCCUGUGCAUCCCGGUGCACUAUACGCAGCGUGACAGCGGCGUGGAUGAGUACUUGGUGUACUGCUUAUGCCGGCGCAACCUAUGCAACCUGGACUGGACCACGGUGGCCAACACCGGACCUCCGCCGCCCGGCAAGGAUGUGGAUGCCCUUAUCGUGGACGUGUACAAUAAUCCCAAUGGCAGUGCACCGACGCUGACGGCCUUCGAAAUCAACAACACGCAGAUAGUCAAUGCCACGCGACGCCCGGCCGCGGACACGGUGGACUGUGGAACACACCCGGACAGCGAGGACUGCAAUCCAAAUGCCUCACCGGGUACACGCUCCGGGGCGACGCGAUAUCGACCGGCUAAGCUUUUCUGCUUCGUCUGCAGCGUGCUCACUGUAUGGACAAGACGCCGCAUAGGUCUUAUAUGUAUACCUUUGAACAAUCUUUGUGCACUUUUUGACGCCUAAGGUCAAUGCUUAAUGGGCAGCUGUUGUCGGCUUGUUUAAUUGACUGUCCAUGU
This is a messenger RNA of Paramacrobiotus metropolitanus, 1595 nucleotides long. RefSeq lists its product as uncharacterized. The record is from RefSeq and is a predicted model, not a curated record. NCBI's taxonomy places the organism in Eukaryota, Metazoa, Tardigrada, Eutardigrada, Parachela, Macrobiotidae. The transcript has 3 exons. Bases 871 to 1542 code for a protein of 223 amino acids.